Erigeron canadensis is the source of this 883-nucleotide messenger RNA. Its product is annotated as proteasome subunit beta type-2-A-like. Gene Ontology annotation, cellular component: nucleus; cytosol; proteasome core complex. The record is from RefSeq and is a predicted model, not a curated record. Gene Ontology annotation, biological process: proteasomal protein catabolic process. The transcript has 3 exons. Gene Ontology annotation, molecular function: peptidase activity. NCBI's taxonomy places the organism in Eukaryota, Viridiplantae, Streptophyta, Magnoliopsida, Asterales, Asteraceae. Bases 115 to 711 code for a protein of 198 amino acids.
UCUCCAAGCCACUUCCUUCCCCAAUUCAUAAAAUCGAAAAACCAAAGAUCAAACACACACACACACAAAAAACACAAAGAGAUAGAUACAGAUUAUUGAUACAGAAAAACAAAGAUGGAAUGUGUAUUUGGGAUGGUGGGAAAAGGUUUUGCAUUAGUGGUUGCAGAUACAUCUGCAGUCAAUAGUAUUUUGGUUCAUAAAUCUAACGAAGACAAAAUCUUGAUUCUGGAUUCUCAUAAACUUAUGGGUGCUAGUGGUGAAGCUGGUGAUCGAGCUCAAUUCACGGAAUAUGUACAGAAGAAUGUGUCUCUGUAUCAAUUCCGAAAUGGGAUCCCACUGACUACCAAGGCUGCUGCUAAUUUCAUGCGCGGUGAACUUGCCACUGCUUUGAGAAAGAAUCCUUAUCAAGUCAACAUAGUGCUAGCCGGCUAUGACAAAGAAACAGGCCCUUCUCUGUACUUCAUCGACUACAUUGCCACCCUGCACAAGGUUGACAAAGCUGCUUUUGGCUACGGUUCAUACUUUGCUCUGUCCAUGAUGGAUCGUCACUACCAUGCAGACAUGACGGUUGAUGAAGCCAUCAAACUUGCUGAGCAGUGCAUUGAGGAAAUUCGGUCCAGGCUAGUUGUUGCUCCGCAGAAUUUCAUCAUCAAGAUCGUUGACCAAGACGGGGCCCGUGAACACUCGUGGCGUAGGACCACAAAGGACUAAAUGAUGAAGCUUGUAACGCCUUUGAAUUAUGUAUGGCUUUGUGUUUGUUCUGUUUGUUCUGUUAUUGUUGAAGGAAAGAUUAGGGCUAAAAGAUGACAUUAAUGGUUUAAUUUGUCAUGUGAUUGUUAAAUUGUCAUACCAUUAUUCUGUGAUGGGAAACCUUCUUGUUGAA